Molecule: messenger RNA, 2086 nt
Organism: Symbiodinium sp. CCMP2592
Lineage: Eukaryota; Dinophyceae; Suessiales; Symbiodiniaceae
Source: the annotation of a GenBank genome assembly
GUGCUUGAAGCAAGAAGAAGGCGAGCUUCAAGAGGAGGCGACAACAAGCUCGAAGGACUUACUCUCAGAAUACGUUCUCGGCGCGUGGUCUCAACCUGAAGAAGACAGAGGCGGCGACAAGGUGCGCGGUCUCAACUUGAAGAGGAUGGAGGCGGGAACCAGGCCGGAGCACUUCUCCUCAACCAAUAUCGGGUCCGAGGUGCGUGGUCUCAACUCGAACAGGAAGCUCAAGCUGAAGAAGACAGAGGUGUGGAAGUUCAAGCUGAAGAAGACACAGGCGUGGAAGCUCAAGCUGAAGAAGGGCAAGGACAAGGUGCGUGGUCUCAGCCCGAAGAAGGCGACGAGGUGCGUGCUCUCGCGGACCAGGCCGGCGCAAUAUGGGGUUCCCGGCGCGUGGUCUCAGCCCGAAGAAGGCGGAGGCGGGGACGAGGCCGGAGCUGGGGUCCCAGGUGCGUGCUCGGCAGGGACGAGGCCGGAGGGGACGAGGCCGGAGCGCUUAUCCUCGACCAACGUGGAGUCCCAGGUACGCGAUCUCGGUGAAGGUGGGGACGAGGGCGGAGCACUUAUCCUCAACCGAUAUGGGGUCCUAGGUGCGUGCCCUACCGCAGCGUGCAUCAGUGCCAGGUGCUUGAAGCCAGAAGAAGGCGAGCUUCAAGAGGAGGCGACAACAAGCUCGAAGGACUUACUCUCAGAAUACGUUCCCGGCGCGUGGUCUCAACCUGAAGAAGACAGAGGCGGCGACAAGGCCGGAGUGCCUAUCCUCAAUCAAUAUGGGGUCCCAGGUGCGCAGUCUCAACUUGAAGAGGAUGGAGGCGGGAACCAGAGGCAGAGACAAGGCGGGAAGGCUUAUCCUCAACCGGUAUGGGGUUCCGAGGUGCGUGGUCUCAGUCGAAGAAGGCGGAGGCAGGGACGAGGCCGGAGCACUUAUCCUCACCCAAUAUGGGGUCCCAGGCGCGUGGUCUCAGCCCGAAGAAGGCGGAGGCGGGGACGAGGCGGGGACGAGGCCGGAGCGCUUAUCCUCGACCAACGUGGAGUCCCAGGUACGCGAUCUCGGCCCGAAGAAGGUGAAGGUGGGGACGAGGGCGGAGCACUUAUCCUCAACCGAUAUGGGGUCCUAGGUGCGUGCCCUACCGCAGCGUGCAUCAGUGCCAGGUGCUUGAAGCCAGAAGAAGGCGAGCUUCAAGAGGAGGCGACAACAAGCUCGAAGGACUUACUCUCAGAAUACGUUCUCGGCGCGUGGUCUCAACCUGAAGAAGACAGAGGUUCGUGGUCUGGAGAGAACAGAAGCCGAGACCAGGCCGGAGUGCGCGGUCUCAACUUGAAGAGGAUGGAGGCGGGAACCAGGCCGGAGCACUUCUCCUCAACCAAUAUCGGGUCCGAGGUGCGUGGUCUCAACUCGAACAGGAAGCUCAAGCUGAAGAAGACAGAGGUGUGGAAGUUCAAGCUGAAGAAGACACAGGCGUGGAAGCUCAAGCUGAAGAAGGGCAAGGACAAGGUGCGUAUCCUCAAGAAGAAGAAGGCCGGGAGCGGGAACGAAGCCGUGCAGGCUCGCCUGCAUGGUGCGUGGUCUCAGUCGAAGAAGGCGGAGGCAGGGACGAGGCCGGCGCAAUAUGGGGUUCCAGGCGCGUGGUCUCAGCCCGAAGAAGGCGGAGGCGGGGACGAGGCGGGGACGAGGCCGGAGCGCUUAUCCUCGACCAACGUGGAGUCCCAGGUACGCGAUCUCGGCCCGAAGAAGGUGAAGGUGGGGUGCUUGAAGCCAGAAGAAGGCGAGCUUCAAGAGGAGGCGACAACAGGCUCGAAGGACUUACUCUCAGAAUACGUUCUCGGCGCGUGGUCUCAACCUGAAGAAGACGGAGGCGGCGACAAGGCCGGAGUGCCUAUCCUCAAGCAAUAUGGGGUCCCAGGUGCGCGGUCUCAACUUGAAGAGGAUGGAGGCGGGAACCAGGACGGAGGCGAGGAGAGGCCGGAGUACCUAUGCAAGGACAAGGCUGGGAGGGCCCAUCCUCAACCAACAUGGGGUUCCGAGGUGCGGAAGUUCAAGCGGAAGAAGACACAGGUGGGGAAGUUCAAGCUGAAGAAGACAGAG